Carassius gibelio (silver crucian carp) is the source of this 5959-nucleotide messenger RNA. RefSeq names its product mitogen-activated protein kinase 10 (gene mapk10). Lineage: Eukaryota; Metazoa; Chordata; Actinopteri; Cypriniformes; Cyprinidae. The transcript has 14 exons. Gene Ontology annotation, biological process: protein phosphorylation; JNK cascade. Gene Ontology annotation, molecular function: ATP binding; JUN kinase activity. Gene Ontology annotation, cellular component: cytoplasm; nucleus. Bases 391 to 1695 code for a protein of 434 amino acids. The record is from RefSeq and is a predicted model, not a curated record.
CGCUGGUAGGAUCCAUAAUGGUACAAGCAGCAUCCUGCAGCACAAUGGUGAGCGCGCAGUGAAUCAGCAUCGCAAACUCAGGCUUUAAUCCUUCUCUUUUUGUUUCAUCUACCUUGUUUUCUUUAUAUCUGUUUGAUUCGUCCUCCCAGUGGUCUUUAAAACCGUCGCCUAACGGGAUGUUUUGAACAGGACUUGACUGUCACCGGAUCAGGAUCGUCGGACGGGCAGCUGGCACGGAAUGGUAUUUAUGAACAGACGUUUCUUAUAUAACUGCAGUGCUCCAGUCCUGGAUGUGAAGAUUGCCUUUUGUCAGGUGUGUGUUCCAUACAGGUAAAUUAAAAGGGGUUUGGUAAACAAGUUGAUGUUUCUUACAUUGCCCAGCAUUACAACAUGAGCAAAAGCAAAGUGGACAACCAGUUCUACAGCGUGGAAGUAGGAGAUUCCACCUUCACGGUUCUCAAACGGUACCAAAAUCUAAAGCCCAUUGGUUCUGGGGCUCAGGGAAUAGUGUGUGCUGGAUAUGACGCCGUCCUGGACAGAAAUGUGGCCAUUAAGAAACUCAGCAGACCUUUUCAGAACCAGACUCAUGCCAAGAGAGCAUACAGGGAGCUGGUGCUUAUGAAAUGUGUCAAUCACAAAAACAUCAUCAGCUUAUUAAAUGUCUUCACACCACAGAAGUCUUUAGAGGAAUUCCAAGAUGUUUACCUGGUCAUGGAGCUGAUGGACGCAAACCUUUGCCAGGUGAUUCAGAUGGAACUUGACCAUGAGAGGAUGUCCUACCUGCUGUACCAGAUGUUGUGUGGAAUCAAACACCUGCACUCAGCCGGCAUCAUCCACAGGGAUCUGAAACCUAGCAAUAUUGUGGUGAAAUCCGACUGUACGCUGAAGAUCUUGGACUUUGGGUUGGCGAGAACUGCUGGCACUAGCUUUAUGAUGACACCUUACGUGGUGACGCGGUACUACAGGGCCCCGGAGGUCAUCCUGGGCAUGGGCUACAAGGAGAACGUGGAUAUUUGGUCAGUUGGUUGCAUCAUGGGAGAAAUGGUGCGCCACAAAAUUCUAUUCCCCGGCAGGGAUUACAUUGACCAGUGGAAUAAGGUUAUAGAGCAGCUUGGCACGCCCUCCCCUGAGUUCAUGAAGAAAUUGCAGCCAACGGUGCGUAACUACGUGGAGAACAGGCCAAAAUACGCCGGCCUGACCUUCCCCAAACUCUUCCCUGAUUGCCUCUUCCCUGCAGACUCGGAGCACAACAAACUCAAAGCUAGUCAGGCCAGGGACCUGCUGUCUAAGAUGUUGAUCAUUGAUCCCGCUAAGCGGAUAUCAGUGGACGAGGCCCUGCAGCACCCCUACAUCAACGUGUGGUACGACCCGGCCGAAGUGGAGGCAGCCAGGAAUCAGCCGAUAUCUAUGCCUCCUCCACAGAUCUAUGAUAAACAGCUCGAUGAGAGGGAACACUCGAUUGAUGAAUGGAAAGAGCUCAUCUAUAAAGAGGUGAUGAACUUCGAGGAGAGAACAAAGAAUGGUGUGGUGAAGGGACAGCCCUCUCCCUCAGGUGCAGCCAUGAACAGCAGCGAGAGCCUCCCCCCCUCCUCCUCCGUCAACGACAUCUCCUCCAUGUCCACCGACCAGACCUUGGCCUCUGAUACCGACAGCAGCCUGGAGACCUCCGCCGGACCGCUGGGGUGCUGCAGGUGACUAACCGCCUGCCUGCGCAACCCCAUGUUCUUCAGAAGGUGAACGCCACCCGCGAACCCAAAUGAGAAAUCCACAAACCUUUAAAACAUGUAAUAAUAAAAAAAAUGUGUUAAUAUACAGCGCCCUCUACAGGGCAAAGAUAUAUAUAUACGUACAAAAUAAUGUGUCACGCGUAAAUGACAACAAAGUAUGCAUUUUCAUUCAAAGAAAUGGCUGAAUAUGUAUAUUUAUGAAUCUUCACUAGUUGCUUUGCUUUGAAUCCCCCUCAUGUGGCAUUUAAAAACAUAAGAAGACUUCAAAAAAGGAAGAAAAAAAUUGGGCAUCAAUGUAAAGUGUAUAUCGCCUGGCUGAUAUCUAAUACCUUACAAUUUUCUGUGCAUCACUUGAUGUGGCAGGGUGGGCUUUUAUUUUAAUGGUCACUGAUCGACCGUUGUUUUUUGUGAUGGUUUUUAGCUGGUGCCGAAACUCUCUGGUGUUUUUGGAUGGGCCGGUGUGUCUGUAUGCGAUUUCACCUCUAAGGAAAACAUACCAUGUACAAUGGCGCCCCCUAUCUUUUGUAUAUAUGUAAUUGUGUACAGUUGUGAGGUGUUUUCAGUGUGGGACUGACGGCCAGUAGAGGGAGUAUUGCACACCUUGCCACAUCACAGCAAAUCACCCGUUUCCCUUUGCCUGUAGUCUUGCAUGGUCAGAGAAACAAGUAAUUAAGCUUAUUAAACAUAUACAAAUAUAAAGAACCCUGGGUUAAAGUAGGCGUUUCAAACGCUUGACAGGAAGUGAGGCUGCUUAACAGGAAGCCAUUGAGGGGUCCAAGCACUCUCGCUGUCAUUUUCCGACUUUCAGCAGCCCUGCUUUUUGUGUUUGUGAAACUCUGACUCUCUGCGGCAGCAUUGCAUGCUGUUCCGUCACCCUUGAAAGGUGUGUGUAACUAAGACGAAUGCAGGUCGAGCGCAUGCACCUCAUCUUCCCCUUUUGUUCAUCUCGAAACUCAUAUUCUUGUGCUGUCCGAAGGGAAUCAAUACGCUUACUACCUACAUUUCAGCUGGAGUUUAUUUAUUAAACGUAUUUAUUUUCAGAUCUGGGAAGUGCCUUUGAAAUAAUGCAGUUUCCUCCUUGAAAACAUGAAUAUAGUAACGCGACGGCUCUGAUAGAGGUGUUCCAGGUUGUGUCGGAUAUGUCAGGUCUGUUUACCCAAUCCCACAAUCCCCUAUUCAUGUAGAUUUACUAAUGUAGAGUUCCGGAUUUUAGAUCCAAGUGUUUGUCGAAUAUGUUUUGGAGCCACUGUUGCGAUGUAACCCCCCUCUUCACAUUUUAUUGUUACAUUUUUAAAAAGACAAGUAAUGUAGUCUUUCAAACACACAUGGCUGAUGUUUUUAGUAUUAGGUAAAGACUAGCUUCAUUGAAUAAACAUUAUGCAGUAUACAGUAAAUUGAAAAUAUAUAACAUUUAAGUUGUACGGUUUUGUUUUGUACAUGUAUUUGUUCGAUUUGAUCCGUGUACUAAACAUUUUAAUAAAGGGAUGAAAUACACAAGAUUUUUUUUUUCUUUUUUUAUGUAACAGAGCUCUCAUUUUAUAACUCAUUCUCACCCAGAAACACUCUUUUGUCAAUAAAAUCUGUUCAUUAUUAUUUAUAUAUAUGAUUUCUAUCUUUAGGGUACACGUUAUAUAGCUUUGCAUGUUAAUGUUUAUCCGAUUUCAGUUGAAAGGAAUAGUUUACCUAAAAAUUACCAUUUGCUGAAAAUGUACUUACCCUCAAGCAAUUCGAGAUGAAAAUGAGUUUGUUUCUUCAUCAAAACAGAUUUGGAGAAAUUUAGUAUUACAUCACUUGCCCCCUUCUGCAGUGAAUGGGUGCCGUCAGAAUGAGACUCCAAACAGCUGAUAAAAACAUUGCAAUAAUCCACAAGUUAUCCAUAUGUCUCCAGUCCAUCAAUCUUAUGAAGUGAAAAUCUGCGCAUUUGUAAUAAACAAAUCCACUAUUGAGACAUUUUAACUUUAAACUGUUCCUUCUGGCCAAAAUAUGACUCCUUAAUCCAUAACAAUGCUUCAUCCAGUAAAAUAAAAGUCAGUCCCUGUUGUCCUUUAACAUCAAAAUUUGACAUUUUCACUGGAGAAAGCAGUGUUAUGGAUAGAGAAUUGAACAUGUCAGCAACAUUUCGUUUUUGGGGUGAACUGUUCCUUUAAGCACAUGCAGAAAUGUGCUCGGAUUAUGCUUUUGUUUUCAUGUUAACACUAAUCAAACAUGAUUGAACUUUUUUUUGCACACAUUCAUCACAUCUGACAUCAUAUAUUGACCCCUUGUAAGCAUGAUUACAUAUUCUAGCCUUCGGUUAGACACUGAGAACUGAAUAUGACACCAUUUAGGUGCUGCUUUAUUACAUUAAAAAAAUGAAAAAACUAAACAAAACUCAGAACUUUGAUAUCAGAAGCCAUUUAAAGAACUGUUUUAAUUGCAUGAACAUUAGCUGAAGUGUCCCAGCCUAAUCAGACAUUUUCACCAUAACAAUCGUCAUCACAGUUUCCCACAGUUCAAAGUAAUACAUAUCAUCUCCAGAAGACAGAGAGGGGUUCUGGGAGGUCUCCGUUCUCUGCAAACUACUUCAAUAUGGCUGCUGAUGAAUUUACAACAGGGUGGACACGUACAUAUAUUAGCUUUUGUAAUUCACUUGUUAGAAUUCAAUACUAAAUGUAAAACGUUGCGUUGUGUAUCAAAUUUUUUUCAUUUUAGAAUAGACGGACAACAAUGUGGUGUGCCAUUUUGAAAUGUAUACAGGUUAUCUUUCAACGAAAGCGCCCUAGUAUCUGUCGGGUCGCACACAGGGUUAAUUUUUGCGAAUCCAUCAUCUCAAAUCAUCCGUUUUGAAACUUUGCAUCAUUUAAACCAGUUAUGAAAUGAAGCUCAAAGCACUGACUUAAAAUAUAAUUUCAGCCCAGGAGUGUAUAUUUCUCCCAUGGUGCUUUAAAAACUAACGCCGGGAUCGGUUUCGGAAUGGCUUCUGAUCAAUGUAGGCGUCAACACUGAAUGUUUGUACUUUUCACACUGUUAUAAUGCUGCUUCUGAAACCAGCGUCCAUUAUAAACCUGCGACCCAACGCAGAACAGUGAUAUACUGUACAUGGGAUGCCACUGCUUUGGCAUUGUGGGUAAAGUACUGAGUGUUAAAACUGAACAUGGCAUCAUGUUUUGCGUUGUAGAGUUUGACUUCGUCUCGUGAAUGUGGGAGUGCAGUUUGUGAGCAGGAAACAAACGAUAUGAAAUAAUGUCACUUAAUGUGCUAUUAUGAUGUCAUCAACGGAACUCAAACUGAUUGGCCGAGACGGUGGCCUUAUGAGAAGCGUUCACCGUUAAGAGAACCGAAUUUAAAUAUCCCCAAGUUUUGUUUUGUUUUGCUUUUUUAAGGUUUUGAUUAAAACCGUCUUGUAUGUUCAUAAAUAAAUGCAUGUUCACUAGAUUCAGCAGCUCCCAGUAAACACAUCUGUCAUGUUAUGUUUGAAAUGAGUGUAUUUAAUGUUAUAUUUUAGUAUGACGUACAUACUGGACUUCCAUCCAAACAAACUGCACAACAGCAUACCGCUGAUAAAUCAAAGUGUCGUUGCAAUCAAAGAAAACACUCAGAGCAAUACAGAGCCUCCUUUCACUUUGAUUUUCCCUUUCUUUUCCUUUGCAAUUUACUUCCUCAGUUCCUUCUUGUUUCCUUUUCUUCCUUUCUUUUUCAUUCCUUCCUUCUUUCCACCCUGUUUCCAGUCAUUUUUUAAUUACCUUUUGUUCCUUCUUUCUAAGGUUCUUCAGUGUCAGAAAUCACAGGAAUGCAAUAUCACGACUCUUAAAGUGUGGAUGAACGAUGGAUUGUUUCUGUAAUCAUGAUUUCACAUCAUGUGCUAGUUAAUGUGACGAGUCUCAUGGUGAUGUUUAACUCAAUCAUGUCUUUAUGGUUUCAUUUGACGGUAUUUUAAAGCCUCUCUCUCUCUCUCUGUGCUGUCAGUGAGCCGUUCUGUUGAGGGUUUCAGAUGGAGACUGUGCUUCUUUACGCAGUGCUGUUUGAUAUCUAAUGUCAUUUUCACACCUCCCGCUCCCGGCUGUUGUUCAAAUCGAAUUAUUCUACAAAUGCAAGAUAAGAUGAGAUGGUUGGGGGAAAAAAUGAAAAUAAAAAUGAAAGAUUUAAACAGCACUAUGGAUUGCUGUUAGCACCCAACAUUUUAAAGGUACUGUGUAUGUAAUAUAAAUAUCUGUAUGUGACUGAAAAUAAACUCCUUUGACCUUGAAAUUAAA